Messenger RNA from Periophthalmus magnuspinnatus, 3273 nucleotides. RefSeq lists its product as uncharacterized. Gene Ontology annotation, biological process: proteolysis. NCBI's taxonomy places the organism in Eukaryota, Metazoa, Chordata, Actinopteri, Gobiiformes, Gobiidae. Gene Ontology annotation, cellular component: cytoplasm. Gene Ontology annotation, molecular function: calcium-dependent cysteine-type endopeptidase activity; calcium ion binding. The record is from RefSeq and is a predicted model, not a curated record. The transcript is spliced from 20 exons. The coding region runs from base 49 to 2190 and encodes 713 amino acids.
UGCUCAUUACAGUGUGCGCAAGAAGAAGCCGCAAGAAGAAGCCGCACUAUGAGCAGUUCUGCUGUGGAGCCAGACCUCGACAAGACUGUGGUGAGGAAGUCUGUGAGCCGGUCCUCAAACAGCUCUCCGCCGCCUGAGGACGACAUCGAUUCGGUGUGUCAGGAUGAGCUCCUGGGCUCGCAGUCCAAAAAAUGGCUCGCUGACCUGCUGAGCGCAGUGUCAGUGGACCUCGCGGCUGAUCCAGACACUGUGGGACGGGACGGCUUCUUUGUUGACCACCACUUCCCCCUGGGCGAGCUGGAGAUGCAGUCCGGAGUCAAGUGGAAGCGACCGAGGGAGCUCUGCGCUUCUCCUCAGUUCAUUGUCAACGGAGCGACUCGUCUGGACAUUUGCCAGGGCAAACUCAAUGAUUGCUGGUUGCUGGCAGCCAUCGCCUCUUUGUCUGUGAACGACAAGCUCUUCCAGAAGGUGGUUCCUCCAGGACAAGACUUCCAGCAGCACUACACCGGUCGCUUCAGCUUCAGGUUCUGGCAGUAUGGUGAGUGGGUGGAGGUGCGAGUCGAUGACCUGCUGCCCACAAAGGACAAUAAACUCAUCUACCUGAGCUCCCCAGAGAGGCAGGAGUUCUGGAGCUCGUUACUAGAGAAGGCCUAUGCCAAGCUUAAAGGUGGGUACCGGGCUCUGGACAUGGGCUUUCCACAUGAGGCCAUGGUAGACAUGACUGGGGGAGUGGCGGAGGUAUUGACCAUCAGUCAUCUGCCCAGAGAUCUAUACAGCUUCAUCCAGUCACUUCUGGCCAAAGGAGCACUCAUCAAUUGUGCAAACUGUCAGGGUCCUUUAGAGCAGAAGAACCCCCUGGGAAUCAUGUUCCGACACGCUUACUCCGUGACUGCCAUGGAAAAAGUGAUGACGUCUCGUGGGCCUGUUGAGCUGGUGCGACUGCUGAACCCCUGGGGCAACACAGAGUGGGAGGGGCCGUGGAGUGACUCCCGCAGCCCAGAGUGGAGUACUGUGAGCUCCCAGGAGCAGCAGAGGCUGGGCCGGGUCAACCGUGAGGAUGGAGAGUUCUGGAUGUCUGUGGCAGACUUCCGGCAGAACUUUGAGUCAAUGGAGGUGUGUCAUCUGACCAAGUCUCCCAGCCAGUCAGCAUCCAGUGUGAGACCAUGGUGCUGUGUAAUGCACCAUGGGAACUGGGUGCCAAAUAUCUCAGCGGGUGGCCCUGCCCACUCAGGCUUGUUCUGGCAGAACCCUCAGUUCCUGCUAGAGCUUUCACAGGUUGACCCCUCCUCCGAUCCUCCCGUUUGCUCCUUUGUGCUGUCUCUGAUGCAGAAGCACCAGCGACGCAGAGGGUUAAACCUGUCCACAGCUCUCCAUCUGCACAUGGCCCACCCUCAGAACACAUACCUGUCCUCUUCCAACUUGAGCUCUACUCGCCCACUCCUCUGCAGUCCGCAGUACUCCUCUCGGCGGGAGGUGGUGCUGCGGGACAGUCUGCCCCCGGGCCGCUACAUCAUCAUCCCUUCUACGGCCGAGACCCACCAGCAGGGGGACUUCCUGCUCCGAGUGCUGACUGAGCAGAACAAAUCAACCAGCCCGCCUCACACACCAGCACCACAAGACAUCUCCCCAAUGAAGGAGCCUUCAUCUCCACAUCAAGCUGCUCUGCCCUCUCCCGAAUCCACCAAGCGUCUCUUUAAGAAGUAUUCUGACAAGUCAGGCUUCUGCAAACCACUGCACCUCUACCACCUUCUGAAGGAAGCCAUUCAAGGAGGAGUCUUGAACGGCAGCGAGAAGUACCUGGCUCUGGAGCACUGUAAGAGCUUGGUGGUGCUCAUGGAUACACAAGGGAUGGCCAAACUGAACUGGCCCGAGUUCCAGGCUCUGUGGGACAAGAUCCGGAGGUGGACAGACAUCUUCUUGGUGUUUGAUAAGAACAAAAGUCAACGGCUGGAGUACAAGGAGGUGGGCCCAGCUCUAAAGGCUGCUGGUAUCUUGGUGGAUGAUAUGGUGAUGCAGCUGGUGGGUCUCAGGUACACAGAGCCAGACCUGACCAUCAGUUACCCAGGCUUCCUCUUUGUGCUUAUGAAGCUGGAGAGCAUGAUCCAUAAAUUUCAGGCAUAUGAUAUGGGUGGAAUGGGAGCCAUCACAGUCAGUUACAGACAGUGGCUUCAGAUGACGAUGUACAACUGAGUCGCCUGGUUUAAAUGGAUGUGUGGGAUGAGACAUAAGCUCUUCCACAGGAGUUGUAGAGUAGUGCUUGUAUGUCUGUAGUUUUACAUUUGUUUGGCACAAUAUGUACAUGAGAAAAAAUAUGUAUAAAGCAUAUCUUUUUUAAUAAUAAACAAAGAAUAACCAAAGUAUAGCUAUCACUUGUGGUUAUUAUUUCAUAGAGACAAAUCCUCAUUGAAUAAUGGUCUGAGUCAUUUUUCAGGACUUUUGGGAAAAUGGAAAAAACCCUUUUUUUCCAUUAAAUUAUUGAAUAUUUCUUUGACUCUACUCUCAUAGUGAGUUCUGUCCAAGUUAUCAAUAAGUAUGAAUAGUACAAAAACAUACAUUCAUAUUUUAUAACAGAUAAAGGCACUCAAAACACUUUAUAUCAAGGAACCACUCACCCAUUCACACACACAUUCAUACACCAGUGUGCGUAUGUUAAAUGUCUUGUCCAAGGAUACAAUGACAGCAUUCAUCCGUGGGAGCUGGAAUCGCAUCUCUAACUAAAUAAAAGUAUGGACAAAUUAAAACCAUCGAGUUGGACAUUUUUGCAAUCCUGCCUCUGAGCACUGCUGCUUGUGCCUGCUAUGUGUAAAUAUCUGCCUUCCACAUUCAGGCUUAAAUCCCGCAGGAUCACAACACAACAAGUCUGAGACAAAUUCAAAGAAGAUCUCCAACAUAUUAGUGCCAUAUGAAUCGUCUCACAUUCUGAGGCCUUCAGGAACUGUCUUCCUACCAGUGCCCAGAGGCAGGACUCUACAUGGUUAAUCAGCUUUUCAGUUUUCUGCAGCUAAAAUCUCAAACAGUCUUCCUGAAGAAGUGAGACAGGCCUAUACUUUGACACUGUUUAAAUCCAAACGGUUUUGUUUAGCUGUGCAUAUGACUGAAAAGUUUUUAUUCUGCCUCUGCUCUUUUAGUGUUAAUUUUAUAAUGAUUAUUUAUGAUUAUUUAUGUUUUGAUUUGUUGUAUUGUCAUUUUAAUAACUUUCUUAUUCUGUAAAGUACUUUGAAUUACUUUGUGUACGAAUUGAGCUAUACAAAUAAACUUGCCUUGCCUUGUCCU